This is a messenger RNA of Harpegnathos saltator (Jerdon's jumping ant), 2640 nucleotides long. RefSeq lists its product as uncharacterized. The transcript is spliced from 3 exons. Bases 302 to 1165 code for a protein of 287 amino acids. Lineage: Eukaryota; Metazoa; Arthropoda; Insecta; Hymenoptera; Formicidae. The record is from RefSeq and is a predicted model, not a curated record. Gene Ontology annotation, cellular component: membrane.
GUCGUCGAGGGCGAGACGCGGGUUCAGAAGCUUCGUAGUGCUCCUCGGUCCGUGCGUCGGGAUCGAGAAGAGCGCGCGUUCAAGGGCAAUUCGGUGUACGCGGCACGACGUCGACCAGCUGAUUGCGAACGUGCCGAGAGAGAGAGAGAGAGAGAGAGAGAGAGAGAGAGAGAGAGAGAGAGAGAGAGAGAGAGAGAGAUAGAGAGAGAGAGAGAAGAUCCGUCAUCGCGUCGCAAAUCGCGUCCCCGCCACCCCUUCUUGCGCCUCCCGUAGAUCUUCUCCGGCCCAACAGAAGAGCAUCAUGAAGGCGAUCCUGCUGUUGGUCGUUCUGGGCGUUUGUUCGGCCAAUCCGCUGAAGAAGAAGGAGAAGAUGAGCGUCGUCGAGCCGCAGACCGCGACGCUGAGCUCGACGGAUCGAGCCAAGUACGAGGAGGAGCUGCUCCGCAAGCUCAACUCGAAAUGCUCCCAGAACGACAUGAGCAGCUGCGUGAUGCUGAAGCUGGUGACGUACAUGAACAAGCUGCUGAAGAAGGCGUCGAUCGAGCUGACAGACGACAUUGAGAUCCGGAAGACGAGCCAGACGUCGGAGGACGUGAUCACGUUCGAGACCGGCAGGAGCAAGGACGAUGAGACUCAGGUGCUGGAUCUCGUCGCGAAUAAGGUUUACGCCUUUGUCAAAUCGAGGAGCGUCAAGUGGAGGAUCCUGCCCGAGGACGACAUCGUCGUGUCCGCGUCCGAGGACGACACCGGCUCGUUGAACUUGGGCCUGUCCAUCGAGCGCAUCGACAAACCUGUCCAGGACGGUCGCGGCAAGAAGAACAACCAGAUGGGCCCGUUGAUCGCAGCCGCUGUCCUGAAGAUCGGCCUGAUCGGCGGCCUCGCGUUCAAGGCGCUCGCCUUACUGGUCGGCAAAGCUCUCCUCCUAUCGAAGAUCGCGCUCCUAUUGGCCGGCAUCAUCGGCCUGAAGAAGCUCUUCUCGCAUCAGAAGCACGUCACAUACGAGGUGGUGGCGCACCCUCAUCACAGCUCGAGCCACUCGUUCGAGCACGCCGGCCACGGCGGAGACAGUUACUCCAGCGGCUGGGCCAGGAGUUUCCACGGGGCGACGCCGAUCUCCGCUCACCUGGACGCCCACGAGAUCGCUUACAAGGCGCACGUCAAAUGAACAACUCCCGCGAGCGCAAGAGAGGUCCCAGGAGGUCGCCCAGGCGAUCGAGCGACUCGGCUCGUCCAACUCCAAAAGCCCCUGACGCUGUCCUCGGGUCGCCGCCUGGAAACUUGUUCCUGGAUCGCGUCGCGGAGAAGCUACCCCGAUCGAGUAUUUAUUGCGCCUCUCUUUGCUCCUCUUUGUCUCCUCUUCAUCCCAUCUCCACCCACGAUCGCUCCUCGUUGUCACACCCGCGAGUCUGAGAUCCCGCAUGACGGACCACUACGCACGAAACGAUGACGACGACGACGACGACGACGACGACGACGACGACGACGACGAUAACGAGACACGUGACCGACGUACGAACAGCUCAGGCACGACGUUGAACGACCGACACGGCGACACGACCUCGGCGCGACGUCACAUCGCGGAUUACAGCGAUACGUAGUCCGAGUGGAUAAGAGCCUCUCGAAACGCGUACGGUACACGCGCAUCGUUAGGCUCUCACCUACUUUCGUGACUGCACUCGAGCAUAAUCGCGGAUUACUGCGAGACUCUUGGUCGUCAGGAUAUCGGACGCGCCACGCGUGCAUGAGCGCCAUCAUUGGCGUUCUUCCUCAUUGUCAUUGCUAGUUGAUCAUUCGGAUCUCCAUGAUAGCUCGCGGAAGCUUUCUCGCGCGGCUAACGUUGCGCGCGCAUCAAAUGCUAAACCCUCCGACCGUCCGAUUUUCCGCUCGUACACUCGUCACGUACUCUUCACGGCGGUACACGACUAUCCGACUAUCAUUUCGCCUUAACGUGUCCAACGGUAGUUUCGUUCUCGAGAAAUUCGCUCGUACGUAUACGCAUACGUAUGGCUUCGAAUCAGCCGCCGACUGCGGAGCUGAAGACCAGGAACGAGGAAGUAUCGCGCUGCAUCUUCGUUGCUCAUUUUGCGUUUAUCUGAUUGUUUGCCGGGGCGUUUCUCGAGAGCGAAGCUUCUCUCGUCAUCUUUAGCGCGAAAUGCGCCGCGUGAACACACGUGGACGUGUUGAAGCCCGCGACUCCGCAAGAUCAGCAGGUCUCGCGUGAUUUUAGACUGUCUGUGACAGAGAAGUCGCGGAGUGACGUGUAGAUAACCGUGAGAAAAACGAUCGGAGAGGAGGAAUCAUCGCGCGAACGGUCGCGGCGAUUACACGGUUCGCGCGUCAUUAGUCGCGAAUUAGAACGUGUCGUUCUCAACGGAGAGUCUUGUAGCGAUCCGUUACGGACGCGACGGACGGACGUUUUCGUCACUGCAGACUGCUUUUUGCCAAUACCGAAUACGCGGACGCAUCACGUCAGAAUUUCCCACCUUGCAACAGCAAGCCUCCCCCCACCCCACCCCGCCCCACCACACACACACAUACAUGAAAAGCGCGUGUAACUAUGCUUUAUUUAUAAAUCAACCAAUCGUGUCUAACUCGCCGUCCUGUCCGAUUAACAAGACUACGAGAGUAUAUGAUAUUAUU